CUCUCCGACACGGAAGGGGAGAAGCUGGAGCAACAGCUGGGAAGACGUCAGGACCUGCAGCGGGGGUGGGGAGGGCUUCCUGCUUGUGUCCGCGCAUUGCAAGCCCUUGAGUGCCACAAGGGUGAGCCUCUGGAGUGAGUCCCUGGUGCUCCAGCGAGGAGCCAGGCUGCCUCUCAGAGCCCUUCCAGCCUGGAGCGCACAGAGGUGUCUUGCUGCUGAAGGCUCCCAGAGAGCAGAGGGGCCCUGGGUCUGGGGGCAAACCCCACCAUGGCGUUCACCAUGCUGAGACCCGUGGCAGCUCACAUGCUGUACCCAGACCUCAGCAUGCUCUCCGAGGACGAAGAAAACCGGAGCGAGAGCGACGCCUCGGACCAGUCCUACGGCUGCUACGAGGACCUGGAGACCAGGAGGAAGGUGGCCAGGAAGCCAGGCCAGGUGGUGAUGGUGAAGCAGAGGCAGGCAGCUAACGCCCGGGAGAGGGACCGGACGCAGAGCGUCAACACAGCCUUCACGGCCCUGCGGACCCUCAUCCCCACCGAGCCCAUGGAUAGGAAGCUGUCCAAGAUCGAGACCCUCCGCCUGGCCUCUAGCUACAUCUCCCACCUGGCCAACGUGCUGCUGCUCGGAGAGGGCUGCGAGGACGGGCAGCCCUGCUUCAGUGCCAUCUAUGGCUCCAAGGGGGAGCUGGACAACAAACAGCCCCGCAGCAUCUGCACCUUCUGCCUCAGCAACCAGAGGAAAGGGGGCAGCCGGAGGGAGCUUGCGGGCAACUGCCUGAAGGCGCGAGGGGUGAACCCAAUGCGGGUGCCGCGGAGAUGAGCCCAAGCUGCGGGAGCAUCUGCCUGAGGAGCCAGGCCAGGCGGCCGAACCCCAGAACACAUGAGCCUGAUAUUCCAGCCCGGGGUGGGGGAAGGAGCAAGGGACCCCUGGAGCUCAAGGAAAGGAAAGCCUGUGUGAGAUGAGCUCACACUCAAAGGACUACACGGAGACACAGGGGGCUGGGGCUGCACCGACUUGGACUGAAAGGCAGGACGAUGCUCUAGAUGCAAAUAAGAGAGAGAGAGAGAGAGAGAGAGAGCGACCGCUCCUCUGCCAUCCACUGUGCCUGACCCUCACGGCCAGCGGGAGCUCGGGGGCAGCAAGGCUCACUGACCCCUGGAAGGGGAUGUUGGCCCAGUGGCUGCAGGACAGAGGAGCGGGCAAGGGCAAGCGUGUAAAAUAUCGUUCAAUGGUCAGUGUUGAUACAGAGCUUUAUGAGAGUUAAGAUUAUUGCAGGUCUCCAUGGUCACUGGGUUUUUUUUUUUCCAUAUU
Trachemys scripta elegans is the source of this 1311-nucleotide messenger RNA. RefSeq names its product transcription factor 15 (gene TCF15). The record is from RefSeq and is a predicted model, not a curated record. Gene Ontology annotation, molecular function: RNA polymerase II transcription regulatory region sequence-specific DNA binding; DNA-binding transcription factor activity, RNA polymerase II-specific; protein dimerization activity. NCBI's taxonomy places the organism in Eukaryota, Metazoa, Chordata, Testudines, Emydidae. Gene Ontology annotation, biological process: regulation of transcription by RNA polymerase II; developmental process. The transcript has 2 exons. The coding region runs from base 268 to 819 and encodes 183 amino acids.